This is a messenger RNA of Malus domestica (apple), 1128 nucleotides long. The record is from RefSeq and is a predicted model, not a curated record. Lineage: Eukaryota; Viridiplantae; Streptophyta; Magnoliopsida; Rosales; Rosaceae.
AUGGCAGGAUCAGAUCCAAAGAAGGAGAAGAAGAAGAUAGAAGAGAUCGAGGUCACGGAAGUGGAGAAGCCGACGUUAGCUGAAAUCCUGAUGAAGGAUGCUCGUGCACUUGGGUUGAUCCAAUGUGCUGUCUCAGACCAAAUUUUCCCCAGAAUUGUGAACGAAGAGACCUCAAAGGGUGCUUGGGACAUUCUGAAGCAAGAGUUCAGAGGAGAUAAGCAAGUAAGGAGCGUAAAAUUGCAAGGUUUGCGUCGAGAAUUUGAAUAUACUCGCAUGAAAGAUAGUGAAUCCUUAUCUGUAUAUCUCACUAGAUUGUUUGAUAUAAUGAAUCAAAUGAAGAGUUAUGGUGAGGAUCUGUCUAGAGAGAGAGUUGUGCAAAAAUUGUUGAUUAGUUUGCCUAGAUCAUAUGAUCCUAUUUGCUCCGUAAUUGAACAUUCUAAGGACCUUGAAACUCUUGAGAUUCAAGAGGUAGUUGCUUCUCUGAAAAGUUUUGAACUCAGAUUGGAUAGACAUGCUGAAAAUUCUACUGAACGAGCUUUUGCUAGUCUAAAUGUUGGAGGGAAGCCAAAAUGCACAGGUUGUGGGAAACUUGGGCACGUGAUCAGAGACUGCCAUGGAAACAAAAAUAUACAGAAGGUGAACUAUGUAAAUCAUGUUGAAGAAACUGGUACCCUGUUCUAUGCAUGUAAUGCUAUGACAGAUGUGAAGGUGAAUCAUUCAUGGUACAUUGAUAGUGGUUGUAGUAACCACAUGACAGGUGAUGAAAGGUUACUAAUCAACAUCCAAAGGAAUCUGACUUCCAGGGUGAAGAUGGGAACUGGAGAGAUUGUUCAGGUUGCAGGAAAGGGGACUCUUGUUAUAGAGACCAAAUUGGGAAGAAAGCACAUUCAAGAAGUGAUGCUUGUUCCUGGACUUGAAGAGAAUCUGCUAAGUGUUGGACAGAUGAUGGAGCACGGGUACUAUCUAUUGUUUGGAGGAAAUAUUGUGAGUAUCUUCGAUGGUUGGUCAAUGGAUAAUCUUGUGGUUAGAGUGCAGAUGACAAACAACAGGUGUUUUCCGCUUACAAUGAUGCCAGCAAAUCAGAUAGCCUUGAAAGCAAGUGUGACACUGUAUGCAGAUAUGGCAUAA